This is a messenger RNA of Cylicocyclus nassatus, 1876 nucleotides long. Lineage: Eukaryota; Metazoa; Nematoda; Chromadorea; Rhabditida; Strongylidae. The record is from the annotation of a GenBank genome assembly.
AUGGUACCUCAUCCCGUCGCAAGGCUGAUCUCUAUGGAGCACCAAAAAGAUGUGCAGAGUUCCGAAGAAUGGAAGACAUCCACAAAAAUGGAGACGCUUGGUGCGCUCGAAGUCGAGCUGGCGAAUCUCUUGAACACUUCCAGACCGGAUGAAAUGGAGAAAAAUCGAAAGGAGCUGUCCGGUUUUCGUAAUCUGUUUGCGAGAUUUUUGCGAGUCAAGCCUCAUGUGGAUUGGACUAAAAUUCAACCAUUACCUGAAGGAGCUAUCAGGACGUAUAAACAUUUAGAGCAUCCUAACAAUGACGAAGCGAUUGCAUCUAUGCUAAAUAAGUUGGUGGUAGUGAAGCUCAAUGGAGGAUUGGGUACAUCGAUGGGUUGCAAAGGUCCGAAAUCGGUGAUACCCGUGCGAAAUGAGCUCACAUUCCUCGAUUUGACCUUGCAACAGAUUCAGACCCUGAACAAGACUUACAACGUUGAUGUCCCACUAGUUUUGAUGAAUUCAUUCAACACAGAGGAGGAUACUAAGAAAGUGCUGAAGAAGUACGCCAACGUCAAGGUAUCCGUCUACACAUUCUGUCAAUCGCAAUAUCCUCGAGUAAACCGCGAGACAUUGAUGCCGAUUGCGAAAACCCUGCACGAUUCCGAUCUAGAAUGUUGGUACCCACCUGGACACGGUAACUUUUAUGAGGCUUUCUAUAAUUCUGGACUUCUCGACAAAUUUAUUGCCGAGGGGAAAGAGUACUGCUUCCUUUCCAACAUCGAUAAUAUGGGUGCAACUGUGGACUUCGCCAUUCUUAACUUUUUGUUGUCUCCUCCUGCUGGUCAUGAACAUCCCGAAUUCUUGAUGGAGGUGACAAACAAGACUCGAGCUGACGUCAAGGGUGGUACCCUUAUCCAAUACAAUAACAAACUUAUGCUUCUUGAGAUUGCCCAGGUACCAAAGGAUUAUACGGACGAGUUCAAAUCUAUCAGCAAGUUCCGAAUUUUCAACACUAACAAUCUAUGGGCGAAACUGCCGGCUAUCAAGCGAGUCGUGGAGAACAACGAGUUGGAAAUGGAGGUUAUAGUGAAUCCCAAACACCUUGAGCAUGGCCUCGAUGUCAUUCAACUAGAAACCGCUGCCGGCGCUGCCAUCAAAAAUUUCCGAGGAGCGUGUGGUAUAAAUGUCCCUCGAGCACGCUUUUUGCCAGUAAAGAAGUGCUCCGACUUAUUACUUCUUAUGUCAAAUCUUUACGACAUUGACCACGGCAGCCUUACCCUAUCCGAACAGAGAUCGUUCCCCACCACGCCGCUCGUUAAGCUAGGGUCGAGCUUUGAUAAGGUUUCUGACUUCCUGAAACGAUUCCAAGGAAUUCCGGACCUGCUAGAAUUGGACCAUCUUACCGUAUCUGGAGACGUUUGGUUUGGAAGAGAUGUAACUUUGAAGGGGACUGUGAUCAUCAUUGCCAACCACGGUGACAGAAUUGACAUUCCUCAUGGGUCAAUUUUAGAGAACAAGAUUGUGUCCGGAAAUCUCCGUAUCUUGGAACACUAAUAUUGCUCGAAUUUCACUAGCUCCGCAACUAAACUCUCUAUGUGCCUGAAAUUUGUCUCUGCCUUACCGUACUACCUACUAAGCUAGACGCGUCACAGUGAGAAUCCGCGAGUGUUCGAAAGAAAAAAUUAUGCGUCUUACUGAGAACUUCAGCAAAUUUUUUUCCCUUUCAAUUAGCGACAACAUGGUAAAAGAGUAUAUCUUAUCAAUCAUGUCUCUAAUUGCUAUGUCUUGUUCCAGUCGCAUUCUCUCUUUCAUUUGAUUCUCACCAAAGGAAUAUUCGCGGUAUUGUUUUAUAUGAUGUAUAGAUUGUAAGUUAAAGAUUUAUAAAGAUUAAUAACUG